AUGCCGUUGGAUAGCGCGCCGCCGCGACCGAGUCUCUCGCUUCAAUGGGGAACAGGAGCUGCUGAGCUGAGUGAGGAUGCCGAAUGGUUCCUCGAACCAGCACAGUUCGUGGCGACCUUUGGCAAAGGGAACUAUACAGCUGUGACGGAUGGACAACUUCGCACCAAGUCAGGAAAGACAACCAGUGCGAUUGUUGAGGUGAAAGCAGGACCUCGCAUUGGUUGUUCAGGGAGCAAGAAGUUGUGA
This is a messenger RNA of Paecilomyces variotii, 246 nucleotides long. RefSeq lists its product as hypothetical. NCBI's taxonomy places the organism in Eukaryota, Fungi, Ascomycota, Eurotiomycetes, Eurotiales, Thermoascaceae. The transcript has 2 exons. Bases 1 to 246 code for a protein of 81 amino acids. The record is from RefSeq and is a predicted model, not a curated record.